Molecule: messenger RNA, 801 nt
Organism: Pollicipes pollicipes
Lineage: Eukaryota; Metazoa; Arthropoda; Thecostraca; Pollicipedomorpha; Pollicipedidae
Gene: RpS3
Product: ribosomal protein S3
Exons: 4
Coding region: 37-762 (241 amino acids)
Biological process (GO): translation; positive regulation of apoptotic signaling pathway
Cellular component (GO): nucleus; cytosolic small ribosomal subunit
Molecular function (GO): RNA binding; structural constituent of ribosome
Source: RefSeq, a predicted model, not a curated record
GCUGCGCGUCCCGUCCUUUUCCUCUAAGCCGCAACCAUGGCGCAGCAGUUGUCAAAGAAAAAGAAGUUUGUGAAGAAAGGCGUCUUUGAGGCUGAGCUCAAUGUGUUCUUGACACGUGAAUUGGCUGAAGAUGGCUACAGUGGUGUUGAGGUGCGGGUCACCCCAACCCGCAGGGAAAUCAUCAUCCUUGCAACAAGGACCCAGAGUGUUCUUGGCGAGAAGGGCCGCCGGAUCCGCGAGCUGACCUCGGUGGUGCAGAAGCGGUUCGGCUUCCCGGACGGCUCGCUGGAGCUGUACGCCGAGAAGGUGGCCACGCGCGGUCUCUGCGCCAUCGCGCAGGCCGAGUCGCUGCACUACAAGCUGAUGGGCGGCCUGGCCGUGCGCCGCGCCUGCUACGGCGUGCUGCGCUUCAUCAUGGAGUCGGGCGCCAAGGGCUGCGAGGUGGUGGUGUCGGGCAAGCUGCGCGGACAGCGCGCCAAGUCGAUGAAGUUCGGCGAGGGCCUCAUGAUCCACUCCGGCAACCCGGUGCACGACUACGUCGACAAGGCCUGCCGGCACGUCCUGCUGCGGCAAGGCGUGCUUGGCAUCAAGGUGAAGAUUAUGCUGCCGUGGGACCAGACGGGCAAGAUCGGCCCCAAGAAGCCGCUGCCCGACCACGUCACGAUCGUGGAGCCGAAGGACGAGGAGCUGCCCAAGGAGCCGUACUCGGAGUCCAAGGAGAAGCCCGCGGAGCCGGUGCCCGUGCCGCCGCCGCAGGCCUAGACAGGAUGCACACCAAUACACGCCGACGCUGCGUUGAUA